Molecule: messenger RNA, 1947 nt
Organism: Magallana angulata
Lineage: Eukaryota; Metazoa; Mollusca; Bivalvia; Ostreida; Ostreidae
Product: heat shock 70 kDa protein 12A-like
Exons: 5
Coding region: 51-1832 (593 amino acids)
Molecular function (GO): ATP-dependent protein folding chaperone; ATP binding
Source: RefSeq, a predicted model, not a curated record
AUAACAAAGACUGAUAUAGCUAGAUAUAUAGGAAUAUAGGUCCGUCGCAAAUGUGGCACUUUAUAAAUACAAUUUUGAAAAAUAAGAUGGCGGAUCAGGAAAAGCUUCCCGUUCAAGUGUCAGAGUUUUCCUCGAUGUACAAAUGGGAUAUUAUAGUAGCAUUUGACAUAGGCACAAGUUACUCAGGGUAUGCUUACAGUGACAAAAUAGAGAUUGCAACAAACACGAUUAAUCUCAAUGAAUGGUCAGGGAAUUCCACUCUAGACCCGAAGGCCAAGGCCCCUACAACUGUUCUGUUGAAUGAAGAUCAAACCUUCGACUCUUUCGGUUAUGAGGCAGAAGAACGCUAUGCUCAAAGGGUGGAGGAAAAAACUCACAAUAAAUGCUACAGAUUUCGAAACUUUAAAAUGAAACUAUAUCAUGAAAAGAAUAUUACAGAAGCAUUUGUAUUACAAGACGAUCGAGGAAAAAUAUCACUUCCUGCCAUGGUGAUAUUUGUACACACGAUAAAGGCGCUAAAGACUCAUUUUGAAAAUGCGGCCAAAAACCGAGGAGUGGUAUUCAAACCUGAAGAUGUACUUUAUGUGUUUACAGUUCCUGCAAUCUGGUCGGAAUCCGCCAAAGAGUUUAUGAAAAAGGCAGCAAUCAAGGCAGACAUUGCAGAGUACCAGAUUGUCCUUGCGUUAGAACCAGAGGCGGCAGCCCUUUAUUGUAAGAACCUGCCGAACCGGAUGCUGACAGAGUCGUUCGAACCAGGAACAAAGUACAUGGUCCUGGAUAUGGGAGGAGGUACAAUUGACAUAGUUGUUCAUAAGAUCAUGGAAGACGGCACGCUAGCAGAAGUCUAUAAAGCCAGCGGUGGCGAUUGGGGUGGGACCAUUGUGGAUGCCCAAUUCAAGGAUUUUGUCAAUGAACUUUUCAAAAACAAGGAAUGUUUUGAAAAUUUGUGGGAGUUGGCUCCUUUAGAUGCUUUAGACUUUGAGAGAGAAUUUGAGGCGAAGAAAAGACAAAUCAGCAGUAAUAUGAAGGGGAACAUUCGGCUUCAACUACCUGCGCGGUUAAUGCAGUUUGCAAACACUGAGAUUCAAAAGGAACAUAAGCAAACACUUACAUUCGCACACAUGCAUGUUCAAAAUGAACAUUUCAAGAGUUUUUUUACCACUCCAAAAGAUAAAAUUAUUGGUAUUCUCAAAAACAUUUUGGUUGAAAUAGGGACAAUCAAUUUCAUCAUCUUGGUCGGGGGAUUUUCAAGCUCUAAGUAUUUGACAGACGAGAUAAAAAGCAACCCUGCUUUUUCUUCCAUUAAAUUCAUCUCUCCCAAUGAACCUGGCACAGUGGUACUAAAAGGAGCGGUUUUAUUCGUCUACAAUCCUCGAGCUGUUACGGCAAGAAUUUGUAGAUAUACAUACGGAAUACGUGUAAAUAAACCCUUUGAUAGCAAGAUACACCCUGAGAGCAAACGCAGAAUCAUUGAUGGCGAAGAGAAAUGCAUUGAUGUUUUUAACGUUUUGGUAUACAAAGAUGAAUUGGUGAAAUAUGAUGAAGUGAAGACAGAAGAGUUAUACUCAUCUCAUCGUAACAAGGAUAGAAAAUUCGUUUCAAUAGAGAUAGAACUUUUUCAAGCCAAAAACGUGGUUAAGGGUCAGUUUACCUUGGUUACAGAUGAAGGGUUCCAGUCUAUUGGAAAAAUUGUUUGCAAACCACCUGAAAAUGGUUGGCCAGACAGGGUAGACUAUACAGCCAAGAUAUACUUCGGACAGACAAACAUUCGGAUAGAAACCUAUGAAACGGCGAAUAAAGUACCAAUGAAAACAUCUUUUGAACUAGACUAAUACCAAUAUUUUAUGAAACGCGAGACACUUCUCUAUAAAAGAGUAGAAGUUGGCAAAUUGUUACAAAAAUAUACUGUAAAAAUGAAAAUUCCUUUGAAAAUUUAGAAUUAUUAUU